GCUCUUGGGUGCAUCCUUUAAUGCAUAUGUCUUCCUGGCCAACUGACUUGACUCCAUUUAGUACAGACUAGCCUUCUAAACAUAUGGAGGGGUACUUCAGAAUUUGAUGGGUCCAGGCAAUGUAAACUCAGUGGGCUGGAUUCUGGUUCUGAGCUACUAACUUGAUCAGGAUGAAGGUUUGGCCCUCUGUUCAAGAGCAGGAGAGAAGAGCUGUCGCAGGCUGGUAUCAUCACUUCACCCCCUCUGCAGAGAUGGGGAAAUCAGUAACUUUGGGAAUCAGGCUGAUGUCUUGAAUCUAGGCUCUCAGCAGUGGAAUAGAUAGCAUGGGGUGGACGUGGCUCAAGAGGAAUGAGCUCUAGCACAAUAGCUCUGGCCCCUGUGGCCAAGAACGUGAUGGUAUAUCGCAAUGGGGACUCCUUCUUCCAUGGAAGGAAGUUUGUGGUGAACCAGCGCCAGUUCCAGACCUUUGAAGCGUUUCUGAAUGAGGUGACCAGCACCAUCCAUGCCUCUGUGGCUGUGAGGAACAUCUACACCCCCAGGCAGGGCCACCGGGUCACUGAGCUGGAGGAACUGCAGAAUGGAUGCCCGUAUGUGGCAGCUGGCUUUGAGCGGUUCAAAAGGCUAGACUAUUUAAACCCCGGAAUGAAGCAACUCAGUGGGGGCAGGAAAAAAAAUGGGUUGCAGAUUCGCCCCGUGGUUCCCCAGAAGCUGAACAUAGCAGCGCGAUGGCAGAAGCAUGUCCACCUGCCCUGCAUUAUACACGUUUUCCGGAAUGGGGAUUUGCUGAGCCCCCCUUUCCGACUGCUGCUCUCCAAGAGCACCCUGCAGGAGUGGGACGCCAUCCUGGGCCUGCUGACGGAGAAAGCCAACCUGCGCAGUGGAGCUGUUCGAAAACUCUGCCAACUGGAUGGAGUCCCAGUCUCCAGUGGCGAGGAGUUGGUGAACGGUGAAUACUAUGUGGCGGUCGGGGUGGAGAAGUACAAAAAUCUGCCCUACUUUGAACUGCUGGUGCCUAAGAAUUCUGUGCACCGGGCAUUACGGAACCAUCCAAAUAACAGACGCAGGAUCCACAAUCAGGGGUUUGGUAAAAGCUAUGCCACCUCCCAGGAUGGAGCUAGCGACUCUGCCAUCAUUGAUCCACCUCAGCAGCCGGACUAUCGCAGGGUGCAGUCCACGGGAGCUGCAGAGAAAGACAAAACCCCCGUUCCUUCUCCAGCAGUGCUUAGACAAGCCGGGAAAUAUCCACGCAAAGAGGAAGAGUCUGUUUUCCACGCUAAGCCUGUCCGUGCAGGGCAAAACAGGACGAAUAGCAGGAACAUGCAUCACUGGCCUGAUGAAGAAGAGGGAAGUGUCUAUAAAGUCAAAGACCCGAGAAAGGAGAUGCGCGGUGCCCGGGAAGUAAUGGAGGAUGAAUACACAAAGCUGGAGCUACCUGUUGAUCAGAGAGCUGCAGAGACUGUGGAAGAAGUUAUACCAAAAAACAAAAUGACUCCUCACAGCAAGGUUGGGAGCACUGACAGAUCGCGGAAGGCCUUGACGAUGCGAAAUUACGCCAAUGACUCAGAGGAGGAAGAGAACUGAAAGAGCCAUUUCUCUGACAGUGUGAAGCUCUGAAGAAUUUAUGAAGUGACUGUGAUGAAAUGGAGACCAAGUUAGCUUUACUCUCUGUGCAGUGGUCGAUAACAUAAGCACCUUGACCAAAUCCAAGGACUUUUAAAAAUGUUUGUUUUAAACAAUAAGAAUGCCUUCAUUAUCUGGGCUUUGUAAAGCAGGCUUCAGGUGAACAAUGAGUCCGAUACAUUCAUAAUAUAUUUUUUUAAAUAUAAAUUUAAUAUAAACCCUUUUUUUUUUCCUUUCUUGGGGAAGGUGCUUGGGGAAGAAGAUGGGAAAUGCGUGGGCCUACAUUUUUUUAAUUUCAACAGUCAAGGAGCUGGUUUGUAUCUGAAAUGGGGGAAGCAAAUAAUUUUUACUGUAUAGAAUAAGUUUUACUCUACCAUGAAAGGGGAGUCCUUCCAAACACCUCUGCAGCUGAGAGACUAGCUGGGUUCUCAGUUAAGUAGUAAGUCUCAAUCCGGGAGGGACAUUGGCUCAGAACAUUUGGUAGUAAUUUAUUAUCCAGUAAGUGCUGAACAAGACAA
This is a messenger RNA of Malaclemys terrapin pileata, 2138 nucleotides long. It is a transcript of the gene DCDC2B, whose product is annotated as doublecortin domain containing 2B. Gene Ontology annotation, cellular component: microtubule; microtubule organizing center. Gene Ontology annotation, biological process: intracellular signal transduction. NCBI's taxonomy places the organism in Eukaryota, Metazoa, Chordata, Testudines, Emydidae. The transcript is spliced from 12 exons. Bases 349 to 1581 code for a protein of 410 amino acids. The record is from RefSeq and is a predicted model, not a curated record.